AUGGAAACCCCCGAGAUUGGCUCGCUGACAGCCCAUUCUCCUCAGGAGAGCCAGUUUGUGGGCUCGUCCAGCGGCGUCUUCUUCAUCAACACCGUCCGCCGCGCCUUUGGCUCCUCGUCAACCGAAUUUCCCCAGCCGGAGGACACGCUCGUCGGCGGCGAGGAGAAUUUGCAUCCAAAUACUCACGAGGAGACGCCGGUUUCGCAGUGGGACUAUGAUCCUUCAAUCGCUUGCAUCCUGGGCCAGGCGCCACCGCAGCCUCUGGCUCGCGACCUUAUGAUGGUCUACUUCAAAGUCUGGCAUCCUCUGUUCCCGUUCAUCCAUGGACCAACCUUCCUGCAUGCAAUGGAGUCUUUGUACUCUGAAAAACCACAAUCGCAGACUCAACAGCCGUCACGAAACAAACACAAUGCUUCUUGGACUACGAUCUUCCAAUGCGUCUUCCAUCUGGCUAGCCUGACUAGCCCUGGUCUCCCACUGCCUCAGGAAUGCAGGAUCCAACCACCGAUCAGCGCCAGUAUACACACCCUACUGAGCCCACUCACGGCGCGCCACGAUCUUCUCUCUCUGCAGGCUCUACUCGCCUGUCAGCUCUAUCUGGUAGCUACCAUGUCCCUGCGCACCGCCUCCACCGUAGGCGGCUGCAUGCUGCGCUCAAUGCUCCACGCAGGCCUGCACCGCUGUCCAUUCCGAUACCGCGAGCUUUCUACCUCCUCGCAGCACCGUCACCUGCGCAAGCGCAUCUUUUGGUCUGCGUAUGCCUUAGACCGCUACCUCAGCCAGGCCCUAGGCCUCCCCCUCGGUGUCCAAGACUCAGACAUCGACGUUUGCCCCCCAGGAAGCGCAGAAGUCCACAAACCCUUGCAACACCUCCCGCCUCCAAACGCCUCAACGACACCACGGUCCCGUUCCGAGGGCGAAGCCGAACAAGCCAGAAAAGAAACUCCCUUCGCAAGCUACGUCGAAUCAGGCAAACUAACCGGCGAAGCCCUCGAACUCUUCCACAAGUCCAUCUUCGUCCGCUCCAUCUCCCAGGCAUCCGUCCUUGUAUUGACGACCUCAGUCCACAAAUGGUGGAACAGCCUCGACCUACCCCCUUCUCCUCCCCCUCUACACAAGUCAUCACACCCACCACCACCAGCAGACACAGCCUCAAUGGACGAAGCCCCCUUCAAUUACACCCCCUUCUUCACAAUCCUCUACCAACACCUCCUCCUCCUCCUCCACCGCCCCUCUCUCAGCCUCCCAAACACAACCCCCGAAUUCGCCUCCGCUUUACAGUCCUGCAUCUCCGCCGCCCGCCACAUCCUCCUCGCGCUCAAAGCGCAGCGCGACUCCGGCCAAGCCCUCUUCUGGCCGGGCUUCCUAUCCGCCGCGUGGAUGGCCGGUCUGGUCCUCGCGUUUGCGUGUCAGUUGGGCCAGUAUGUUCUUGCAAAGGGUGUUCUGGAAAUCUCAUCCUGCAUCGACAUCCUCCGCGCCAUGUCCACGCAAUGGGAACCGGCUAAACACUGCCACCGCGCACUCACACUCCUUCUGCGCGCAGUCUCCCGACGACAGGAGACAACAAACCCAGGCGCAACUGCUACUACCACAUCAAUAACUGCAGGCGCCAACCAAUCUACUUCAUUACUAGGUAUCGGCGAGCAAGCAUCAACAUCAACAUCACAAUCGCAAGCAGGACCGUCGAGUUCAACAAGGAAGAAACGGAAACUAGAUAAUAACUAUGCGGGUGCAGAACAUGAUUCCGCUGAGAACCAGGGUGUCGAUACACCUGGUCUCGCUGGGAAUACUGCCGGUAAUAAUGGCCUAGGUGUUUCCGGGUUAUCUGGUAGUAUUGUGGUGCCUGGGCAGGAGGAUGGGGACUGGGACCAGUCGCUGGAUUUGGAUAUGAAUAUGGUGGAUUUGUUGCAGGAGGGGAAUUUUGAUAGUUUGAUGGAUCUGUUUGGGCAGCAGUAUCCCACCUUUUAG
Messenger RNA from Aspergillus puulaauensis, 1968 nucleotides. RefSeq names its product transcription factor domain-containing protein. The transcript has 2 exons. NCBI's taxonomy places the organism in Eukaryota, Fungi, Ascomycota, Eurotiomycetes, Eurotiales, Aspergillaceae. The coding region runs from base 1 to 1968 and encodes 655 amino acids. The record is from RefSeq and is a predicted model, not a curated record. Gene Ontology annotation, molecular function: DNA binding; zinc ion binding. Gene Ontology annotation, biological process: DNA-templated transcription.